AUGGUCCCUAGAAAGAUUCCAGCUUUCGACAGUUCUGCCAAGGAUUUCUUGUUGCGAAAAGAUGUCCCGGAAAAACAAAACGUGAAUGGCUCCGCCUCUAAGCCGCAGAUGAAAGAGGAGCAGACUUCUGGCUCGGCCCCUCCCUCUACCCAAAUUACGCAAGAGCGUUCAGCCCAGAAAGGGCAGAUUCAUGAAACUUCUGGAGGAAAUCAAAAUCUUGGAUCUCAGUCACGCCAGUCUCCAGCUACUUCCAACCUCGCCGGUGGUGGAACAGGAACUUGCUCCAAGGAUCCACCCAGUGUAAAGCAUGAGAACCCAGGCCUUGCCUCGUUCUUGUCUUUUGCUCCUCCUGGGGUUUUCAGUACUGCCACGCCGGCUGCUAAUCCCAACGAGGUGAAGAAAUCAACUGCCAAUAAUGCUACAGGCACCCAGACACCUGCUCCCAUGAAAGUGGCAGAGACCGCACGUCCCUCACGGGUGGAAGUUACUGGAAAAGCCCAGGUUUCUCAAUUGACUCAGAAGAACCUCGAGACAGUGGCGCCUGGCAACCGUGGCCCGAAGGAAAAUGGCCAGGUGGGCAUAAAUGGCAAAUCACAUCAGCCCGUUGGACUUGUUGAUGGAAAUCCAACUUCUGCAUCGCAGACUAAUAAAGCACCCGAGGCUCGAAGUGACAAGACUGCACCUACGCCACAAACGGUUCUCGAGCCAAAAGAAGCAAGCCAACCAACACCCACCGCCAAGCCAGCACCAAAGACAUCUCCCAAGCCAACAGGACCCUCAGAGGGGACAAAACAACCAACACCUACUGUUAAACCGGCACUUAAGACUGCUCUCCAGCCAACAGGGCCCUCAGAGGGGACAAAAAAGCCAACACCUACUGUUGAGCCAGCACUCAAGACUGCUCCUGAGCCAAAAAAGCCCUCAGGGGAAGAAAAUCAACCCAAAGUCAUUGCUGAGACAGUCUUUAAACAAACUCACGAGCCUGUUGUUGCUUUGAAAUCCUUGCCUAAUGGUUAUGUCAAAGAGCAGCCGCUUGAUGAUAAACCCUCUGAGAAUUCGCCCCUCCGGCCCCAGGCUGAGGACUUCAGCCCCCAUCCCGAUCUUGUCCCUGUUCCUCACAACUCCCCUCAGCCCAUGCUUGAUUUCCACUCGCCCCGCCUCAUGAGUCCUGUCAAUGCCACUGCUAUCAGCAUGGACAAUUUGCAGCGAUUUAUACCCACUGGUGUUACCACGGGGCAGCUAGUUACUACGACUCAGGUAUCUAUUCUCGGUGGCAAGAUGACACCUGGAGAGAGUAGAGGCACUUUGUACAUGCAGACUCCGGUCAGCAUCCAGCAUGGAACCCCUCAGCCUCAGGGUGGUUCUGUCCCUGCGACCCGAGCAUCUUCACAAGAAGUUCGCUCUCAUAUCCAGUUGAAGCCUACACAGGGCCUUGCUUCAUCUCGCUGGAACAAACAGUAG
Clonostachys rhizophaga is the source of this 1461-nucleotide messenger RNA. The record is from the annotation of a GenBank genome assembly. Lineage: Eukaryota; Fungi; Ascomycota; Sordariomycetes; Hypocreales; Bionectriaceae.